AUGUGCCUCAUUGUGCGAUCGUCAAGCCAAGGAGCCACGAGAGAGAAUAGAGGUUGCAUGGGGAGCAGCAUGAUGGGGGGAGCAGCACGAUGGGGGGAGCAGCAUGGGGAGAGCAUGGGGGAAGCAGCAUGGGGGGAGUGGCAUUGGAGGAAGCAGCAGCAUGGGGGGAGCAGCAUGGGGGGAGCAGCAUGGGGGGAGCAGCAUGGGGGGAGCAGCAUGGGGGGAGCAGCAUGGGGGAAGCAGCAUAGGGGGAGCAGCACGGGGGAAGCAGCAUGGGGGGAGCAGCAUGGGGAGAGCAUGGGGGAAGCAGCAUGGGGGGAGUGGCAUUGGAGGAAGCAGCAGCAUGGGGGGAGCAGCAUGGGGGGAGCAGCAUGGGGGGAGCAGCAUGGGGGGAGCAGCAUGGGGGGAGCAGGAUGGGGGGAGCAGCAUGGGGGAAGCAGCAUGGGGGGAGCAGCACGGGGGAAGCAGCAUGGGGGGAGCAGCAUGGGGGGAGCAGCAUGGGGGAUGCAGCAUGGGGGAAGCAGCAUGGGGGAAGCAGCAUGGUGGGAGCAGCAUGGGGGGAGCAGCAUGGGGGGAGCAGCAUGGGGGGAGCAGCAUGGAGGAUGCAGCAUGGGGGAUGCAGCAUGGGGGGAGCAGCAUGGUGGGAAGCAGCAUGGGGGGAGCAGCAUGGGGGAUGCAGCAUGGGGGGAGCAGCAUGGGGGGAGCAGCAUGGGGGAAGCAGCAUGGGGGAAGCAGCAUGGGGAAGCAGCAUGGGGGAAGCAGCAUGGGGGAAGCAGCAUGGGGGAAGCAGCAUGGGGGAAGCAGCAUGGGGGAAGCAGCAUGGGGGAAGCAGCAUGGGGGAAGCAGCAUGGGGGAAGCAGCAUGGGGGAAGCAGCAUGGGGGAAGCAGCAUGGGGGAAGCAGCAUGGGGGAAGCAGCAUGGGGGAAGCAGCAUGGGGGAAGCAGCAUGGGGGAAGCAGCAUGGGGGAAGCAGCAUGGGGGAAGCAGCAUGGGGGAAGCAGCAUGGGGGAAGCAGCAUGGGGGAAGCAGCAUGGGGGAAGCAGCAUGGGGGAAGCAGCAUGGGGGAAGCAGCAUGGGGGAAGCAGCAUGGGGGAAGCAGCAUGGGGGAAGCAGCAUGGGGGAAGCAGCAUGGGGGAAGCAGCAUGGGGGAAGCAGCAUGGGGGAAGCAGCAUGGGGGAAGCAGCAUGGGGGAAGCAGCAUGGGGGAAGCAGCAUGGGGGAAGCAGCAUGGGGGAAGCAGCAUGGGGGAAGCAGCAUGGGGGAAGCAGCAUGGGGGAAGCAGCAUGGGGGAAGCAGCAUGGGGGAAGCAGCAUGGGGGAAGCAGCAUGGGGGAAGCAGCAUGGGGGAAGCAGCAUGGGGGAAGCAGCAUGGGGGAAGCAGCAUGGGGGAAGCAGCAUGGGGGAAGCAGCAUGGGGGAAGCAGCAUGGGGGAAGCAGCAUGGGGGAAGCAGCAUGGGGGAAGCAGCAUGGGGGAAGCAGCAUGGGGGAAGCAGCAUGGGGGAAGCAGCAUGGGGGAAGCAGCAUGGGGGAAGCAGCAUGGGGGAAGCAGCAUGGGGGAAGCAGCAUGGGGGAAGCAGCAUGGGGGAAGCAGCAUGGGGGAAGCAGCAUGGGGGAAGCAGCAUGGGGGAAGCAGCAUGGGGGAAGCAGCAUGGGGGAAGCAGCAUGGGGGAAGCAGCAUGGGGGAAGCAGCAUGGGGGAAGCAGCAUGGGGGAAGCAGCAUGGGGGAAGCAGCAUGGGGAAGCAGCAUGGGGGAAGCAGCAUGGGGGAAGCAGCAUGGGGGAAGCAGCAUGGGGGAAGCAGCAUGGGGGAAGCAGCAUGGGGGAAGCAGCAUGGGGGAAGCAGCAUGGGGGAAGCAGCAUGGGGGAAGCAGCAUGGGGGAAGCAGCAUGGGGGAAGCAGCAUGGGGGAAGCAGCAUGGGGGAAGCAGCAUGGGGGAAGCAGCAUGGGGGAAGCAGCAUGGGGGAAGCAGCAUGGGGAAGCAGCAUGGGGGAAGCAGCAUGGGGGAAGCAGCAUGGGGGAAGCAGCAUGGGGGAAGCAGCAUGGGGAAGCAGCAUGGGGGAAGCAGCAUGGGGGAAGCAGCAUGGGGGAAGCAGCAUGGGGGAAGCAGCAUGGGGGAAGCAGCAUGGGGGAAGCAGCAUGGGGGAAGCAGCAUGGGGGAAGCAGCAUGGGGAAGCAGCAUGGGGGAAGCAGCAUGGGGGAAGCAGCAUGGGGGAAGCAGCAUGGGGGAAGCAGCAUGGGGGAAGCAGCAUGGGGGAAGCAGCAUGGGGGAAGCAGCAUGGGGGAAGCAGCAUGGGGGAAGCAGCAUGGGGGAAGCAGCAUGGGGGAAGCAGCAUGGGGGAAGCAGCAUGGGGGAAGCAGCAUGGGGGAAGCAGCAUGGGGGAAGCAGCAUGGGGGAAGCAGCAUGGGGGAAGCAGCAUGGGGGAAGCAGCAUGGGGGAAGCAGCAUGGGGGAAGCAGCAUGGGGGAAGCAGCAUGGGGGAAGCAGCAUGGGGGAAGCAGCAUGGGGGAAGCAGCAUGGGGGAAGCAGCAUGGGGGAAGCAGCAUGGGGGAAGCAGCAUGGGGGAAGCAGCAUGGGGGAAGCAGCAUGGGGGAAGCAGCAUGGGGGAAGCAGCAUGGGGGAAGCAGCAUGGGGGAAGCAGCAUGGGGGAAGCAGCAUGGGGGAAGCAGCAUGGGGGAAGCAGCAUGGGGGAAGCAGCAUGGGGGAAGCAGCAUGGGGGAAGCAGCAUGGGGGAAGCAGCAUGGGGGAAGCAGCAUGGGGGAAGCAGCAUGGGGGAAGCAGCAUGGGGGAAGCAGCAUGGGGGAAGCAGCAUGGGGGAAGCAGCAUGGGGGAAGCAGCAUGGGGGAAGCAGCAUGGGGGAAGCAGCAUGGGGGAAGCAGCAUGGGGGAAGCAGCAUGGGGGAAGCAGCAUGGGGGAAGCAGCAUGGGGGAAGCAGCAUGGGGGAAGCAGCAUGGGGGAAGCAGCAUGGGGGAAGCAGCAUGGGGGAAGCAGCAUGGGGGAAGCAGCAUGGGGGAAGCAGCAUGGGGGAAGCAGCAUGGGGGAAGCAGCAUGGGGGAAGCAGCAUGGGGGAAGCAGCAUGGGGGAAGCAGCAUGGGGGAAGCAGCAUGGGGGAAGCAGCAUGGGGGAAGCAGCAUGGGGGAAGCAGCAUGGGGGAAGCAGCAUGGGGGAAGCAGCAUGGGGGAAGCAGCAUGGGGGAAGCAGCAUGGGGGAAGCAGCAUGGGGGAAGCAGCAUGGGGGAAGCAGCAUGGGGGAAGCAGCAUGGGGGAAGCAGCAUGGGGGAAGCAGCAUGGGGGAAGCAGCAUGGGGGAAGCAGCAUGGGGGAUGCAGCAUGGGGGAAGCAGCAUGGGGGAUGCAGCAUGGGGGAAGCAGCAUGGGGGAUGCAGCAUGGGGGAGGCAGCAUGGGGGAAGCAGCAUGGGGGAAGCAGCAUGGGGGAAGCAGCAUGGGGGAAGCAGCAUGGGGGAAGCAGCAUGGGGGAAGCAGCAUGGGGGAAGCAGCAUGGGGGAAGCAGCAUGGGGGAAGCAGCAUGGGGGAAGCAGCAUGGGGGAAGCAGCAUGGGGGAAGCAGCAUGGGGGAAGCAGCAUGGGGGAAGCAGCAUGGGGGAAGCAGCAUGGGGGAAGCAGCAUGGGGGAAGCAGCAUGGGGGAAGCAGCAUGGGGGAAGCAGCAUGGGGGAAGCAGCAUGGGGGAAGCAGCAUGGGGGAAGCAGCAUGGGGGAAGCAGCAUGGGGGAAGCAGCAUGGGGGAAGCAGCAUGGGGGAAGCAGCAUGGGGGAAGCAGCAUGGGGGAAGCAGCAUGGGGGAAGCAGCAUGGGGGAUGCAGCAUGGGGGAAGCAGCAUGGGGGAUGCAGCAUGGGGGAUGCAGCAUGGGGGAAGCAGCAUGGGGGAAGCAGCAUGGGGGAAGCAGCAUGGGGGAAGCAGCAUGGGGGAAGCAGCAUGGGGGAAGCAGCAUGGGGGAAGCAGCGUGGGGGAAGCAGCAUGGGGGAAGCAGCAUGGGGGAAGCAGCAUGGGGGAAGCAGCAUGGGGGAAGCAGCAUGGGGGAAGCAGCAUGGGGGAAGCAGCAUGGGGGAUGCAGCAUGGGGGAAGCAGCAUGGGGGAAGCAGCAUGGGGGAAGCAGCAUGGGGGAAGCAGCAUGGGGGAUGCAGCAUGGGGGAAGCAGCAUGGGGGAUGCAGCAUGGGGGAUGCAGCAUGGGGGAAGCAGCAUGGGGGAAGCAGCAUGGGGGAAGCAGCAUGGGGGAUGCAGCGGAUGCAGCAUGGGGGAAGCAGCAUGGGGGAAGCAGCAUGGGGGAAGCAGCAUGGGGGAAGCAGCAUGGGGGAAGCAGCAUGGGGGAAGCAGCAUGGGGGAAGCAGCAUGGGGGAAGCAGCCAUGGGGGAAGCAGCAUGGGGGAAGCAGCAUGGGGGAUGCAGCAUGGGGGAAGCAGCAUGGGGGAAGCAGCAUGGGGGAAGCAGCAUGGGGGAAGCAGCAUGGGGGAAGCAGCAUGGGGGAAGCAGCAUGGGGGAAGCAGCAUGGGGGAAUGCAGCAUGGGGGAAGCAGCAUGGGGGAAUGCAGCAUGGGGGAAGCAGCAUGGGGGAAUGCAGCAUGGGGGAAGCAGCAUGGGGGAAGGGAAGCAGCAUGGGGGAAGCAGCAUGGGGGAAGCAGCAUGGGGGAAGCAGCAUGGGGGAAGCAGCAUGGGGGAAGCAGCAUGGGGGAAGCAGCAUGGGGGAAGCAGCAUGGGGGAAGCAGCAUGGGGGAAGCAGCAUGGGGGAAGCAGCAUGGGGGAAGCAGCAUGGGGGAAGCAGCAUGGGGGAAGCAGCAUGGGGGAAGCAGCAUGGGGGAAGCAGCAUGGGGGAAGCAGCAUGGGGGAAGCAGCAUGGGGGAAGCAGCAUGGGGGAAGCAGCAUGGGGGAAGCAGCAUGGGGGAAGCAGCAUGGGGGAAGCAGCAUGGGGGAAGCAGCAUGGGGGAAGCAGCAUGGGGAAGCAGCAUGGGGGAAGCAGCAUGGGGGAAGCAGCAUGGGGGAAGCAGCAUGGGGGAAGCAGCAUGGGGGAAGCAGCAUGGGGGAAGCAGCAUGGGGGAAGCAGCAUGGGGGAAGCAGCAUGGGGGAAGCAGCAUGGGGGAAGCAGCAUGGGGGAAGCAGCAUGGGGGAAGCAGCAUGGGGGAAGCAGCAUGGGGGAAGCAGCAUGGGGGAAGCAGCAUGGGGGAAGCAGCAUGGGGGAAGCAGCAUGGGGGAAGCAGCAUGGGGGAAGCAGCAUGGGGGAAGCAGCAUGGGGGAAGCAGCAUGGGGGAAGCAGCAUGGGGGAAGCAGCAUGGGGGAAGCAGCAUGGGGGAAGCAGCAUGGGGGAAGCAGCAUGGGGGAAGCAGCAUGGGGGAAGCAGCAUGGGGGAAGCAGCAUGGGGGAAGCAGCAUGGGGGAAGCAGCAUGGGGGAAGCAGCAUGGGGGAAUGCAGCAUGGGGGAAGCAGCAUGGGGGAAGCAGCAUGGGGGAAGCAGCAUGGGGGAAGCAGCAUGGGGGAAGCAGCAUGGGGGAAGCAGCAUGGGGGAAGCAGCAUGGGGGAAGCAGCAUGGGGGAAGCAGCAUGGGGGAAGCAGCAUGGGGGAAGCAGCAUGGGGGAAGCAGCAUGGGGGAAGCAGCAUGGGGGAAGCAGCAUGGGGGAAGCAGCAUGGGGGAAGCAGCAUGGGGGAAGCAGCAUGGGGAAGCAGCAUGGGGAAGCAGCAUGGGGGAAGCAGCAUGGGGGAAGCAGCAUGGGGGAAGCAGCAUGGGGGAAGCAGCAUGGUUGA
Molecule: messenger RNA, 5739 nt
Organism: Closterium sp. Naga37s-1
Lineage: Eukaryota; Viridiplantae; Streptophyta; Zygnematophyceae; Desmidiales; Closteriaceae
Source: the annotation of a GenBank genome assembly